AUGCAAAAACAAGUACAAGAGCCGUACGUGGUCAAGAAGCGGCAAUGGGAACGCAAGAUGGAAGCCAUGCAGCAACAACCGGACCCGGAAAGCUCUCCGCCGCGACGAGCGUCGCCUGCCGAGAGACCCCGCGGGGAAUCAAAGCAGCGUGACAGCAGCCGCAAAAGGGACGACAGCAAAAUAGGCAGGAGCGCCAGCCGCCGCAGACCGUCGCAGUCGAGGGAGAGAGGCUCCUGGGCCGACGCAGUCAAGGCAAACAUGGCAGAGAAGAGACAACCACCGGCGCAAAACGCCGUGAAGAAGAUCCAAGAAGCGAACGGGGUGGAGAAAUCCUUGAGAUACGAGAACGAGAAGCUAAAGCGGAGAAUCGCCGAAAAGGAGGCAACCAUCAAGGAAAUCAACGAGAAGCUAACGUCAUUAAUUGCGAUGCAGCAACAGCAGCAACAGCAGCCGACGCCCGCACAACAGAGGAAACAAGAGAUGACCGAGGACGAACCAGAGGUCGAGGUGGACCCGAGAGCCACGAUAGCGGCAGGACCGGCUCCCAAGAGGAGAGCCAUAGAGGGCGCCAAAGAACGAAAGGUAACGGAGAGAAGCGACAGACUCGACCAUCUUGAGGCGACCAGCAAGGUAACCAAUGAACGCCUCACCGCGCUCGAGCAAACGGUUCAGCAGAUGACAACCAACAUUCAGAGCACGAUCCAGAACAUGAUAGCGCAGAUGCAAACACAGCUGCAGGCGCACAUACAGGCACAAAUGCAAAGUAUGGAAGCACAGAUCAUCGCCAAACUGCCGCACUCAUGGCCGGGACAGCACGCAUAG
Messenger RNA from Dermacentor silvarum, 822 nucleotides. RefSeq lists its product as uncharacterized. The coding region runs from base 1 to 822 and encodes 273 amino acids. The record is from RefSeq and is a predicted model, not a curated record. NCBI's taxonomy places the organism in Eukaryota, Metazoa, Arthropoda, Arachnida, Ixodida, Ixodidae. The transcript has a single exon.